GGACAAGAUCCCCGCCAAAAAGUUGAUUCGAACUGGCAGAAAAAAGGUGCCGCGCUUCGGCCGCUAACUUCGGAGGUGUUGCACGGCUGCAGACAUUCGGCAAAACACAGCAAGUCCCAGCCUGCACAAUGGGACCAAAACUCGCAGAGAAGAAGCGCAAGUCGAGAGAAUCGGACUCGGAGUCCGACGACGAGCUCGCCAAUGGCCUGUCCGACGGGGUCCUGUCGCUGAGCGAAGACGAAGGAGACUACAGCCCGUCGGAUGAUGAUGACGAGAGCGGCAGCGAAGCCACGGAGGAGAGCGAGGGCGAGGACGAGAACGAGGUGGAGGAUAAAGACGACAUCCUCAGCGACGACGUCCCCUCGGAUGUGGACGGCAAGGCGGAGAUAGACAAACUCGUCGCCCAGCAGGGGGAGCUCGAAAUCACGGAACCGGGCGUCGACCCGAGGCGCAAAGAGGAGGAGGAGGGCGAGGGAGAGAAUUACCGGAUUGAAAAAGACGCCAAUGGGGGCAUUCGAUAUGUCUACGACGAGAUUGAUCCCGUCUACGACUCCGACGACACCGAUGCGCAGGUCCCCGUCAAUACGAUCGGCAACAUUCCGCUGAGCUUUUACGACAGCUACCCUCACAUCGGCUACGACAUCAAUGGCAAGAAGAUCAUGCGCCCGGCCACUGGCGAUGCGCUGCAAAGUCUCCUUGACAGUAUCGAGGUGCCCGAGGGGUGGACGGGCCUGACCGACAUCAACACGGGCAAUCCCCUUAACCUGAGCCAAGAAGAAUUGGAACUCGUCCGCCGGGUACAGAUGGGCCUUAUCCCGGAUGACCUUGAAGACCCGUACCCCGACACCGUCGAGUACUUCACAUCCAUCGAGGAGAAGAUGCCCCUCAGCAGCGCCCCUGAACCGAAACGGCGUUUCGUCCCUUCCAAGAAUGAGGCCAAGCAAAUCAUGAAAUUGGUGCGCGCGAUCCGCGAAGGGAGAAUCUUGCCGUAUAAGCCGCCCGAGGAGCGCGAGAGGGAGGAGGAAGAGAAGGAAGAGGUGCACUUCGAUCUCUGGCAGGACGAGGAGCCCCAACCACCCAAUCCGAUGCACAUUCCCGCUCCCAAGCUCCCACCCCCGGGGUACGACUUGAGCUAUAACCCGCCGGAGGAAUACCUCCCGACCAAGGAGGAGAAGGAGGAAUGGGAGAACGCUGACCCGGAGGACCGGGAAAAGGAUUACCUCCCGCAAAAGUACGAUGCAUUGAGGAAAGUGCCUGCGUGGGGUAACCUAGUCAAGGAGCGGUUCGAGCGGUGCAUGGACCUCUAUCUGGCGCCGCGGGUGCGAAAGAACAGGCUGAACAUCGAUCCCAACUCGCUCCUCCCAAAGCUGCCCUCGCCGUCUGAGCUCAAGCCGUUUCCUACCGUCGUCCAGACCAUUUUCCGCGGCCACGAAGGGAGGGUAAGGAGCGUUGCGAUCGACCCUACUGGUGUUGCGCUAGCGACCGGGGGUGACGACGGUACCGUACGCGUGUGGGAACUAUUGACGGGCCGCGAAGUCUGGUCUGCCAAGCUAAGUAGCGAUGAGUCCGUCAGCACGGUCCGCUGGAGGCCAACAAAAGACUCCUUCAUCCUCGCUGCGGCUGCGGGUGAGGACAUCUUCCUGAUGGUCCCGACACAUGCCAGCGUCACUCCGGCUCUCUACCAGGCCAGCAGGGACGUCUUGGCGGCGGGAUUUGGGUACGCCACCAACGGACAGCAGCAGGUAGCUCCGACCGGCAAGGAGCCGCCGGCGAAAUGGGCUCGCCCAGGCACGAAGCUGGAGGACGAGGGUGUGUUGCUCCGCAUCACCGUGAGGUCAACAGUAAGCGUCAUCAGCUGGCACAGGAGAGGGGACCAUUUCACCACCGUCUCCCCGGCAGGGCAGCGAAGCUCCGUCGCGAUUCACACCCUCUCUAAGCACCUGACGCAAAUACCCUUCCGAAAACAUUCGGGCAUCGCACAGACAGCCGCUUUCCACCCCCUCAGGCCCCAGCUCUUUGUGGCUACCCAGCGGACCAUCCGGUGCUACGACCUCCAGAAGCUGGAGCUGGUCAAGGUUCUCCAGCCUGGCGCCAAGUGGAUCUCAUCAUGUGAUAUCCACCCUGGCGGCGACAACCUGAUCGUGGGCAGCUACGACAAGCGGCUGCUCUGGCACGACCUGGACCUGUCGAGCAGGCCGCACAAGACCAUGAGGUUCCACGGCGCGGCCGUCCGGCAGGUGCGGUACCACAAGGGCGGGCUGCCGCUGUUCGCCGACGCCAGCGACGACGGCUCGCUGCAGAUCUUCCACGGCAAGGUCCCCAACGACCACCUGGAGCCGCCGACCAUCGUGCCGGUCAAGAUGCUCAAGGGCCACAGGGUCGUCAACAAGCUCGGCGUCCUGGAUGUGGAUUGGCACCCGCACCAUCCGUGGUGCGUCAGCGCCGGCGCGGACGGAACGGCUCGGCUGUGGAUGUAAAGGCUUGGCGGCUGUAUGAGGUGUAAUUGAGGGUUGGGAGAUGGGGUCGUGGAGGUAGGAAUCGGGAUUGGCGCUCGCAAUUCAUCAGGCAGCAGCGUUUUUGCAUCGAGGAGGUGCGAGUUAGUGUAUCUUGGCAAGGAAUGUAUCUUGGCAAGGAAUUCCCAUGGUGCACUAUUGCUUCCCCAGCCAAAAGGGGCUGUUGGCUGUCUACUAGUUUCUCCCGCCAAUACGAUGCCUAGGAUUGGAUAAUGGAG
Molecule: messenger RNA, 2731 nt
Organism: Thermothielavioides terrestris NRRL 8126
Lineage: Eukaryota; Fungi; Ascomycota; Sordariomycetes; Sordariales; Chaetomiaceae
Exons: 9
Coding region: 129-2477 (782 amino acids)
Biological process (GO): maturation of LSU-rRNA from tricistronic rRNA transcript (SSU-rRNA, 5.8S rRNA, LSU-rRNA); ribosome biogenesis
Cellular component (GO): PeBoW complex; preribosome, large subunit precursor
Molecular function (GO): ribonucleoprotein complex binding; protein binding
Source: RefSeq, a predicted model, not a curated record